GCGGGGUAGAGAAGUGGGAGGUGGGCUUUUAGGUGGCAAAGGAAAGACUCCAAAGUUGCCAUUUUGCUGUUGAGCACCAAGAGAGAAAGACAGUACCUGUUUCUCCGUGGGACAACACUCAUACUGGUGGUGAACAAUGGGUGACUGGAGUUUCCUCGGAAACAUCUUGGAGGAGGUGAAUGAGCACUCCACAGUUAUUGGCAGAGUCUGGCUUACUGUGCUUUUCAUCUUCCGGAUUCUCAUCCUUGGCACUGCUGCAGAGUUUGUGUGGGGGGAUGAGCAGUCUGACUUCGUCUGCAACACUCAGCAGCCCGGCUGCGAAAAUGUCUGCUACGACGAAGCCUUCCCCAUCUCCCACAUCCGCCUCUGGGUCCUGCAGAUCAUCUUUGUGUCCACUCCAUCUCUGAUGUACGUGGGACAUGCUGUGCAUUACGUGCGCAUGGAGGAGAAGCGGAAGGACCGCGAGGCAGAAGAGCUGUGUCAACAGUCCCGGAGCAACGGCUGUGAGAGGGGCACGCUGGCCCCGGAUCAGGCCAGCAUCAGGAAGAGUAGCAGCAGCAGCAAAGGCACCAAAAAGUUCCGGCUGGAAGGGACUCUGCUGAGGACCUACAUCUGCCACAUCAUCUUCAAGACCCUUUUUGAGGUGGGCUUCAUCGUGGGCCACUACUUCCUGUAUGGUUUCCGGAUCCUGCCCCUCUAUCGCUGCAGCCGGUGGCCCUGCCCCAACGUGGUAGAUUGCUUUGUGUCCCGGCCCACUGAGAAAACCAUCUUCAUCUUGUUCAUGUUGUCUGUGGCCUCUGUGUCCCUCUUCCUCAAUAUCAUGGAGAUGAGCCACCUGGGUCUGAAGGGGAUCCGGUCUGCCUUCAAGAGGCCUGUAGAGCAGCCACUGGGAGAAAUUCCUGAGAAAUCUAUCCACUCCAUUGCUGUCUCUUCCAUCCAGAAAGCCAAGGGUUACCAGCUGCUAGAAGAAGAGAAAAUCGUGUCCCACUAUUUUCCUUUGACCGAAGUUGGGAUGGUGGAGACCAGUCCACUUUCUGCCAAACCUUUUAGUCAGUUGGAAGAGAAGAUCAGCACAGGACCCCUUGCUGAUGUUUCCCGAGGUUACCAAGAGACACUGCCUUCUUAUGCUCAAGUGGGGGCACAGGAAGUGGAGGGAGAGGAGCAGCCUGUAGAGGAGGCAGCAGAACCAGAAAUGGAAGAGAAGAAGCCAGAAGCAGAGAAGGUGACCUUGGAAGUGCAGGAGGCCCUGGCAGAGCCAGAUGGGGAGAGACCAGGGACCCCUGGAGUGGGAAAGGAGGGUGAAAAAGAAGAGCUUCAGGCUGAGACAGUAACCAAGCAAGGGCUGUCAACAGAGAAAACACCUUCAUUGUGUCCAGAGCUGACUGCUGAUGACACCAGACCCCUGAGCAGGCUGAGCAAAGCCAGUAGCCGGGCCAGGUCAGAUGAUCUAACCAUAUGAAGAAAGGAAAAGAAAAAGAGAAAACCAAAAGAAAAAAACCUCCCACCCCCCAGCUAAUCUAGGGCAACAUAAAACCAAAAAAGGUGCCAACAUGCUUUGAGCGUGCUGUCCCCUCCAGUUCUCUACCCCUGAUUGGACAGAUGCUGCAAUGAAACAGGGCAUGCUGUGCAACUAGGAAACUGCCUUUCCUGUAUUUUAAGGGUUACCAAGGUAAACACAUUGUUCCCUCAAAGUUCCCAGUCUCAUACGACUAGCCUGUUCCUCUAUCCCAACUCUCUAGGGGAUAUUGUUUUCCUUUCCAUUUCUCCAUGGAAAUUCUUCCAAUCAGAACGGCAAGAGGCAGCUUACCUUAGACCCUUUUACCAGUCUUGUCUCAAGCUCAUUAAUUCAGACAAACUGUAUGGCCCCAGCAUUACUCUUGCAGAUACUAUGUGAUCAUAGACCAGGGAUCACAAACUCAAUUGCCUAUAUGAUCCCAUAGCAAUCAGUUUAAAUUGGUGAAGCAGGCCUGCUUUAAUGUAGUGGAAAGGGCCAGGGCCAUGAAAAUUGAAGAUUGGGGAAGCCACUAGCCGGUUCUAGGUCAUAAUUACCCUGAAGUGUUAUUCUGCCAUCUGAUUUUUCAAGCAAAGUCACAAAUUCAAAGUUUUCAUUGAAAUUUCCAAAAAAAUAAAUGUUGGCAACUAUUUUAAAUAUACCACUUGGGACAAAUAAAAUUUUGUGUCCUAGCCAAAUUUAACUUGUGGGGUACCAGUUUUCAAGGUUAGCUUACAUUAAUGAGCCCAGUUUUCCUGCAGAGUUGGUAACAUUAUCUACAGCCCCGACUUAUAUAUGUGGCUUCUAAGCCUCAUGUUACCACUUCAGAGUCUUUAGUUUAAAGCAUCAGUUCAGGAGAUGCUCAGGGUUCUUACUGACCUUUCUUUUAGUCACUGUAGCUCCUAGGUCCUGAAGCAAUGAUAUCCUUGUUUGUAGAAGGAAUUCUUCAUGGCCACCUUCAGAGAAGUAGCAAGACACCAAAACUUGUCUCUGUGAAAUUAAAAGGCUUUGAGCUUUGAGACUUUGUCAUACUUUUCCUCCCUGAAUUAACAAUGACCCUUUUUUAAAGUUCUCCUCUUCCACCAUCAGUGCUUAUCCUGCAAUCUGAAUCUUUUAUCAGGAGCUGGGAGCAAGGCCAGUUUAGAGCUGAAGAUCACCUGAUCAAGGGCUACCCUGAGCAGAGUCAGUUGUCAGGCCUUCCUUAGGCACAAGACAAGUACCACAAUAGCCAUCAGAGUUUCACUACGGGGGUGCCUAUAAGCUGAGUACUCAGACAGUUAGGUUCUAGUCCCAGGCCAAACUAUCCCUGAAAGAGAGAGAAAGGCAUCUCAUAAGCCCCUUCCCUGAACCCCCACGACUAAUUCACCUCAGUAUAGAGUCCAGUCAGGAUAAGUCCUCAAGAACACGUACAUAGUUUAUACUGAUACACUUUUACCUAAAACUGACCAAUUUCCCAUACAGACAGAAAGUAGGAUGAUUCAUCUAAAGCAAAGUCAUGCCUCAUGUACUACAGUGCUGAGGAUAGGGUAGUAGGCGUAGAAAUCAAGUUUGACAUGGCAGAGACCUGGACAAGAGACCAUCAGGAAAAAAAAAAAAGGUACCCAGAAAACUGCUAUUCUAUCUUCUGCCCUGCCGCCACCAUUCCAAAGUACGGAAGUCUCUUUCACUACAUUCUGUGUAUCGCCUUCCUUUUAACAUAUUCAUUCUAGAUGUGUUUUUCCAAAGCAAGCCUUCUCUAAAACUAUUCCUCCCAAUUACAGGCAAUAUUUCCCUUCCUUGAUGCACCAUUCUAAAGCAAAAUGAUCAAAAAAUUAAAUUCAUUCUAAGGCAUAGUCUACCGCCAUACCAUUCUGAAAGCACCCACUCUCAUCCAAAACAUAAUCUUUUGAUAAUCACACCUAGGAAAUUUUCAUUUAAAAGAGAAAGUCUGAAAUAAAUUUUACCUGACACUCAAAAUGACAACUUUCAAUGAAAGAUCGUGUAAACUAUGGACAAUUGAAUAGAAGAGAUAUAGUUAUCUUCUAGAUAUGUGACUUUCUGGCUACUCCUUGCAGGUAACAUUAUUUCAACACAAACCUUGACAUGCUUGGUUGAGAAACAUGACAAAAUCCCAAGCCUGAGAACCAAAGAGUGCCUCCUUGACCCCAAAGGCUGAACUACUGCUCCUACAAUUUCCUUCCAUUUUAGAGACAGCCAUCAUGACCACUACUAGAAAAUAAAGUGUCUAUCUCAACUGUGAAUACAAAACAGAAACUAUACACUACUCUAAGUGAAACUGCAGGUGCUGUUUGGAACCAGUUCCAGAACUGUGAGUGAGGGCUACUGGUCUCCUUGUCUUGCUGGUACAUAAGAGUGUGUGUCUUUCCUCAGAGGAAGCAGCCUGCUUCAGUGCUUAUAACUGCUCUGCUCCACAACAAGUACUGUUUCUUCUCUUCGUCGUCCAAAAAAAGAACUGUUUUGAAAAACACUGACACAGGCAUCAGGGACUUGGAUUUUUUUCUAUUUCUGCCUUUCGUAGCCAUGUUACUAUUGUCUCUUAACCUCUCUAUACCUCAGUUUUCUGUCUACAAACUAGAGAUGGCAUUUACCACCUACCUACCUCCACGGGUAUCAUAAGGACUAAUGAGUUGGCUGCCAUGCCUGGAGCCUGCCAAGUGAUGCCACUCCCUGAGAGAUUCCUCCAAUAGCAAUAAGAUUGAGAAGAAGGGCCUGUGGGUAAUCUCCAUCUUGCCCCUGUCGGCCUGCCUGACCAUUACCUGGUGAGAGUUUUUCAAUGUGGAAUAAAUUCUGCACAUUGGUUUUCUCAGAGAAGACUCAAAACAAAAUCUCAACUUUGUACGUUUAGUAGGAACCUGAGACUCUUUGACCCUAAGAAAUUACUGAAGGUGAAUUGGCAAAUACUUUCAUCCUCUGCAAUAAGGAAUAAGGUGGCCCAUCUUAAGCUGCCAAACAGCUGCUGCCAGGGUCCAUUUAGAGGGCGCUGCAUAUCUAUGCUGUAGGCAGCUUCCUCUCAGCACUUGUUUUAAAAAAAAAAAUUAUGACUGAUUUGGGGAUUAUAAUCCCCAUGGGAUUCAUUAAGUCUGGCUUCAGUUUCUGCUUCCUAUCAGUCUCUUGUUAGAUAAACCUGGAGAGUAUAUAGCCAUACCAGUAAAAGCAUACUAUACAGCUGGACAUCAGAAAUGUGGCUCCUUCCAGAGAAGGACUAACCACUUUGUAGAAGUUAUAGCAUCUCCAUCAGGAGAGAUUUGUGACCAGGAGGGAUAGAGUUACUCAAAGUUCACUUAGGAAAUUUCAAGCUUGGUCACUUCUUUAAAAAAAAAAAAAAAAAAGCCAUUUUUUCACCAUUUAUGACCCUUGUCAUACAGGUGAAGCUUCCAAAACAGCAUUGGAUAAAUGCUUCUCAAAGUUUAUAUGUGCUAGAGAACCACAAAGAAUAUUGAUAUUGGAAUCAGGAGUGCUGGCUGCCCCUUACUGACACUGGCGAUGCCAAUCUGUGACUUGGCCACUCUAUGUGACAAUUUUCUUGCUAUUAUUUGGGAAUAAUAAAGUAUUAGAGGUAUUUUCAAACACUAAUUUGGAAAAAAAAGGAAAAGACAUUCUCCAAAUUUAUAAAUCUGUAUUGUACAAUGUACACAAGAUAAAUCCAUACAGUAAAAUAUACUCUUUUAAAUACUGCACAGAUUAACUAAAAUAACGAUUAAAAGUACGAUAAUAUAUAAAAUGAGGGCAAUAAAAUUAGAGUAAUCUGAAUUCUGAGGAUUAUACUACAAACAAAGAACAAACGUGAGGAUUAGUUGCUGGAGUGGUACUGAAGGUACUCAGCUUACCAAAGCCCAUGGAUAGCGAUACAUCAGCCUAUGAUAGACUCUGAUUCACAAUCUGAAGGAGUUCAUGGAUACUGAAAAAAGUGUCAUGUACAAACUCUCACCCAAGCCAUGUGGAAGCCCAACUACAAGACUGAAGCAGACUACAUUCCUCUCUAAUUUUUGAGGAGGGUUAUUAAUCCUCCAUAGGGUAAAAAUUAGUCCAAGAUCCCAAUAACAUCUUCCAUCCCACUACCCUAACCUGCUCAUCUCUUUCUCCCCUGACCUUGAAUUACUUUUCUAUGCAUAUCAUGUACAAAUGAUUGCAUAUCUCAAGUUAGCAAAGUCUAGAUCAAUAAGGUUUGCUUGGUUGGAUGGAAAAAUUGAGUGUAAAUAUAAUCUGUAAAAUAUAGUGUGUGCCUCAAAGUAAGGGUGAGAUAGACAGGGAGAUUUUUCCCUUCUCUAAAAUAUUGUAUUAUAACUAAAUAUGUUCUUUGAGAAGGGAAGAAAACAAGGAUUCUAUUUCCAGCCAUUUGGUUACAGAAAAAAAUUAUAUCAAAGAUAAUUCACUCUCCAUCGCCUUAGACGCUGAAGCUCCUAAAGCCAAGGAGAGGAUGAGAUUCAGAUCUGACAGUAGCCAGGAAGUAGCCAUGGGACAUAUUUUAGCCUCUAACCUCACCGUCUUUUAGAAGUUUUCCAAAUUAGAAAACAAAUUCUAAAAGAAUUCAUAAAUUUGUCUGGAGAGAAAAGCAGAUGGUCUCAUUGCCUUUUCUGUACAUUUUUCUAUCUGAAAAAUAAAGAGUAAAGAUUCAGCUAUAAAACGCAUUCAUAACAAACUUCAUAGGGAAAUCACUAGUAAAAGAGAGGUAUUAUUGGAAUAGUGCCCCUAUGUUUCCAGCCCUUCCCAUUGGUAUGUUAGAGCUAAGUUACAUGUUAGACUGUUACAAAACAAAUAAAACUAACUUGACUCUUAA
This is a messenger RNA of Cavia porcellus (domestic guinea pig), 6269 nucleotides long. It is a transcript of the gene Gja8, whose product is annotated as gap junction protein alpha 8. Gene Ontology annotation, cellular component: connexin complex. The transcript has 2 exons. The coding region runs from base 137 to 1459 and encodes 440 amino acids. The record is from RefSeq and is a predicted model, not a curated record. Gene Ontology annotation, molecular function: gap junction channel activity. Gene Ontology annotation, biological process: gap junction-mediated intercellular transport; cell-cell signaling. NCBI's taxonomy places the organism in Eukaryota, Metazoa, Chordata, Mammalia, Rodentia, Caviidae.